AUGUUUUCUAAAUCAAAGUCAGACACUUCGCAAUACACACCACUAUCCCGACCAGGCGGUGGCGAGGGUUCUAGCUCGGGUACAUCCCUCGAGAAGCGCUCGUCUUCCGAGGAUGAUGACGAUCAUCCCUUGUUGGAAGCCUCAGAGAAUCUUGACGGUCUCCAGGCACCCAAGCACUGGCAGCUUCCUAAGCUCAUCCUCUACAUUUCCUUGGCUUUGGCCUUGAUAUCAUGCGCCAACAUUGCCCUGCUUCCUGCUACUCUGUCCAACUACGCAGCUUUCCCUUAUACAGACUCUGAACUUAAUGCCCUUCCCUACGGUGACGCCAGGUUAGGGCUGGACAGAGCAGCCAAGAUUCUUCGCCCUCCCAGAGAAUACCUCCGUGCCUGGCCGGACAGAGUGGUGCGAGUGAGCCGCAAGUUGAAGAAUUCAGUAUGGGGAAAUGGGCCACAGGUUUAUGUGACUGUCGAGGACUCAACUAUCAUGCGCUUCCCGGUUCCUACCGCUGGUAUCAACGCCUGCGCAAUCAACUGGCUGGCGCCUCCAGAAAAUUCCACGCGGAUCAAGGACCUGACUACCAAGGGAGACGUCUCCGAGAUUGAAGUCUGGCAGCUUAUCGCGCCCUCCGCCACCUCGCAGCCAGGCUCUUCCACAAACAUGGACGAGCUCAACUACGAUACCGUGUCGUACUCGGCUCUUCCUGUGCGUGGCGAGCUGCUCGGCGUGCUGGACCUCACCAUGAAACCGAAUAGCACGACGGUGGAGUUUGCCUGCCCUAGCGGGGCAGAAAAUCUCGUGGUAGAGUUGAAGUGCCAGCGCGUGGCGUGUCAUGUCAGCUUCAUGCAUCUGGACACCAUGCUGCCGCGAUUUGGGUUUGAGUUGGUGAGGAAGAGAGAAUGA
Messenger RNA from Colletotrichum acutatum, 900 nucleotides. RefSeq lists its product as uncharacterized. The coding region runs from base 1 to 900 and encodes 299 amino acids. The transcript has 2 exons. Lineage: Eukaryota; Fungi; Ascomycota; Sordariomycetes; Glomerellales; Glomerellaceae. The record is from RefSeq and is a predicted model, not a curated record.